CCUCGUUGGGCAAGUGCAAGUGCGAGAGCGCUUUGCCCGCAGCCUCGGUGUGUAAGAAAGCAAAAGAAAAAGAAAGGCGAGAAACUCUUCCCCGCCAGACGCAGCCGGCGCGACAAAAAGCACUCCGCGUCCAGAGCAGCCGGCGCAGUCCUCUCGCGAAGCAGCAGAUCGAUCCUUGCGGACUCCUGAAGCGUGCCUCUCGACACGACACGACUCGACCGACCGUCGUCGACUCGUUGGCUUAGAGCGAAGCGAUUCGCUCGCGUCGACGCCGACUACCCUUUGCUGCUCGGACCUCGCGCCGCUGCAGCCGGUGAUUUGAAAGCGUCGCUCGGCGCCGUCGACCGGAGAGUGUUUUCCGUGUGUGAACGUCGAUAGGUUCUCGCCAGACGCUUCUUCUUGCUGUGUUUUGGUUUGCUUCGCUUCGGACGCGAAACCAAGAUCGCCGGGAUGAAGCUGCUUCAGGUGGCUUUUCUGGCGUGUGCACUGGCUGCCUCAGCCAGAGCCGGCUACGAUGAACAAGAGGUCUACGCUCCUCAGCCGUACCAGUUCGGCUACGAGACGCAGGACGAGUACGGCAACCGCCAGUCGAGGCACGAGCAGGACGCCGGCAACGGCGUGAAGACCGGCAUGUACGGGUUCCGCGACGCCGCCGGCCUGUUCCGGCAGGUGCAGUACGUGGCCGACCACCGGGGCUUCCGUGCCUGGGUCAAGACCAACGAGCCCGGCACGCAGGACUCGGCGCCCGCCUCGGUGCGCAUCGAGUCGCAGCAGCCGCACGCCGCUCACGUCGCCAGCGCGGCCUCCGCCGCGCCGCACCACUACCGCCUGGUGGCGCCCAGGCCACAGCCACAGGUGCACCACCUAGCCACCGUCGCGGCGACGCCUUCGUUCGUGGCUGCUGCACCGGCGUUCGCGGCCGCGCCCCUGAGGAAGGUUCCCGUACACCACUCUCUCUACCCAAUCGGCGAGAUAUCGGCGAGACAUGGCCCCAUUCAGCAGGCGUACUCCCAGCAGGUUCCAGUGGUUCGCAAGCCCUCGUUCCGUCGCCUGGCUGCGAGACCCGCCGCUGUCGUGCCCGUUCUGACUCCUGUGGUGGCCUCUCAGGGAGCAUCCCCGAUCGCUGUUAACUACGGAGGCAACCGCGGCACCGUCGCAAGGAGUGUGAGCGGAGGCAGCGGAGGCAGCGGAGGCAGUGGAGCCGGCGGAGCCACCGGAGGUUCCUCGCGCACCGUCAAGAAGGUGCGCCGCCGCAAGCCUGCCGAGUUCUUCAAGAAGUCCAUCAUCAACAAGCAGCGCCCCAAGCCGCAAGGUCUUCGCGUCCGCGUCGUUCAGGCCACCAAGGAUGGACGCUUUAGAACCGUCGAGGUGCCCGUCUACAAGGACUAAGCGCGUUGACCCUCCUAACUUAUUGUCCCGUCCACUUUAAAGGCCACCGAUAUUGAUGUGAACUGUGAGGUCCCCGCAGUCCGCUUGCACUGGCUGACCCACUUAUGCGUGUGGAGGCAGCUCAGUAGCAACAUGGCUGACGUCACGCCCAUCAUGCUUUACCUGUUAUGCAGGCAGGCUCAGCUAGAGGAAGAGAGGACAAAGAAAAUGAGGCGGCUUGACGUCUGCCAAGCGCCCUUGCGCGUCACUGAAUAUCCUGUUGAGAUUUUGGGGCAGUGAACGUGUUGAUUUAGCCUACGUCGCACCCUCGUUUUCACGUAGGUUUGAUCAGCACGUGUACAGUUCGAAAGUUCCCGCACACGUUCCUGGUAUCAUGCUCUGCGUCACGCAAGGCUUUUGCCGAAAACAACGUUACGGCAGCCGUCCGUGCACGCUGGGCCAGCUGUUACGUCUGCGCCGAGCAAUGAAUUACGUAAAAUCGGUGAUGGUACUGAGCAGCCUAUGCCAAAUCAGGAAGUUUGUUGUGCUUCGUUUGCAUUGUAGACGCGCUUUCUUCAGAGUGGCGACUGUGCCUUUUGGCUUUCGCUGACUGCCUGAAGGAAGAUUGUCGUUUUUAUGCCUGGCAAUUGCUAACUGCUUCCUUCAGCAAUUUUUUCGGGCUAGCAGCCCUCAUUCCAGGCGUUCAUAACCAUCCCGUAGGCGCCUCGUGCAGUGUUCGCUAGGGAAGGUAGUGCAAUGAAUUGGGAAAGUUUUGGUUGUAGAGGCAGAUUUCUGCGCAAUGUUUACAUGGGGCCAAUUGAACGAAGAGUGGUGACGAAUGCUCAUUCAGUAACAUGCUCAUAAAAAUGCUGCUGAAGCAACCAGUCCGAACAUCCAGAAACACUUCAAUGAAUUUCUGGAGUGCAACAAAAGUGCAGUUGGAAGUUCACGUCAGUUCUUGAGCAACGACAGCUGAAGUCACAGCAAUAGCGAGGCAAUUUGAAGAACACCAGAGCCUUAAUGAAUUUUGCAGGCUUGAAAACCGAUAUUGUUAUUAUAAAGUUCCGAAAAUGUUAUCGCACCUUGGGUGUGUGCACAUGAGCUUUUUCCUUUUCUUGGAGAGCCUACAUUACCCUGAGAACUGGGACAAAACGGGUACGAGAGAGACACGGGUAUGACGGAAGCAAAUUACUACCGUCGUCCAGCCAUUUCCACACUGAACCAUUGCUGUAUACCAUGGUUUAGAAGUUCAAUUCUAGAAGAAAAUCUAGUUCACUUGUUGUGCAAAUACUUUAUCGGUAUUUUUUUAUAACGAGUGUAUAAAAUAGGGUAUUUACUUAAGGCUAUAGUAGUGACUUCGGUAAUACAAUAAGGUCUUAUCUUUUGGGUUGUUCGUCGGUAAGAUAUUCGUUGUAUUUCAUGUAUUGUCGCAGCCUGUUGGUUGUAAGAGGUAGUUCCGGAGUGUUUUCUUCAGUAUGUGCAAUCGUGUCGCUCUUCGCUAUUCCACAAAAAUUACCUUUGAGAACGUGUUCACUUUCAUACUGAACUGCCUGAGCCUUGACUGCCACGCUUUGACAAGCUUCUUUGGCGCACGCAUGUACAAAGAAUGCCACUCGAAGGCUGAUUAUGUAUGUCUAAACGACCACGUUGUGUGUGCAUUGUUUCAUAUGAAACCUCGACGUCACAAUUUUGUAUGCAUGUUUCGUGUUUCCUUUUUUCAAGGCAAAGCCUAAUUAAUUUGUGUUGCCGUAACCAUGACGGCUGCCGGAUUACACAGUGUUAAAAAAAGCGUCUGACCCUGUCCACAUUUAUUUUAGGACGUGACGAAGUUGACAGGAAAAGUGGCUUUGGGGACACAAAUAGUCUGUUAGGAAAUUAUGUGCCAUCAACAUAAAUUCAAACGCCAACGAUUUUAAAGCCACUCGCAGCUUUGUGUGCCCGUGUCCAUCUAUCUCUUUAACAUGGACCUAAUUUGGGCUCCAAAGCGUAAAUUUUAGAAUAAAGAAAGUUUAGAACCCUGCUAUGGAGCUAUUGGUCAUUCCACUUUCAUGAAAUAACGCGUAAUAGUUUUUCUGAUUACUUCUUUCAUGUUCGCCUUUCAAUUUGUGCUGAUGGUGCGUAUGCGCAAGCAGUCCGGUCUGCAGAAACAUUGAUGCGUCAGAAAAGAACUUUGAUACAUCAAUACUGUUGAUUUCAGACUAUUGGACAAAGGUUUCAAACAUUAUCUAAAGGUAAUACUUUUGCAUGAAUGCUUCUCUACUAACCACAGAAUGUGUGCCUAUUGCUGUUAUAUUCUACUUAUUUCAGAAUACGCGUUCCUUUCUUUCUGCUGAUCUUUAAUUUCGCAUUGCUUAUUAUCAUAGGCAUGGGCUUUCUUCGAAGUAUUCAGCUUCGUCCAUGAUUUAUUACAGUAGAACCUGUCUUUCCUCUGUUUUGUAAAAGUUGUUUCAUAUUUAUAAACAGCGUGGAUGCUGAUCUACAUUAUUCAUUGAGUUUGUCUGUGGGCAGUGUCCUGCCAUGCCGGGCGCUGCUGUGUGACCUAUAUCUCGUUUGUAAGUUCUUUUUGUUUUCGUUGUGUUGUGUCUGGCUUCACGGCCCCGUACGAGCGCGUUGCUCAUUGUGUGAUGUAGCGAAACCACAUCCAGUUUCUGUUUAUCGUCACAAGUCGCACAAAUGGGUCGCACGGAUUUACUCAACACUUCUUUGUACCCAUAAGUGAACCGCGAACUGCUCUCAUGGUGUUAAUUGAUGGUGUUUGUAUGUCUGAAUGCUUUUAACACCGCAGGCAGACGGCCAGAUUUUAGAGUACAAUGAAUCCCGUAUCCCUGUACUAACUCCACCUAUUUAUUGUUUUUUUUUACUAUGAAUCCGAAAUCUGCUUUUCUCAGUUCUACUUAAAUAUGCAACGAAUUGCAACAGACGAUUACGUUCCCAGACUGGCGUAAGUGCCGAUAUUCAUUCGCUCGCUUAGCUCCCUGGUGUGUGUUGGCUGCACGGAGAAUGACGUCAUUGUGUUUAUACGACACUCCACAACAGCAGGUUUGUGGUUAGCUUGACUGAUUUUGGCAGGAAAGAGCGAUAAUUCCAGCUUCGACGCCCGUGAGACGUUGAGGAAGCUGGAAUUUGCGAUCAUUGAGACCAAAAUAGCAGACUGUGGCACUCGCCUUCUUCGCGACCUUGACGCGAAAGAGCGCCAGGGAAUUGAGUGAGCGAAUGACCGAAAAAUACUUUUUACGUCUAAUGUCGCUUAACUUCUCACUUCACGGAUAGCGCGAUAUUUCCACUCCUGUGAGUCGGUAACACGUGGCUGACAUAUUGUUGAGCGAUACUCUUGUUUUAUUCCUGCGUAAACUUUGUGUGUCGCGCUACUCUUCUGUUUUGGGACGACUUACAGUUGCACUGCCUCACUUGAUGCGUAAUUCAAUAGAAGUUAUAUUUUUGUUGUUUAAUUUGCACGCGAGAUGUCGCUGCUGGAGCUCAUUCCAACGUUUUUAAUAAAGCGCUUGUUUUGUA
This is a messenger RNA of Dermacentor andersoni, 4881 nucleotides long. RefSeq lists its product as uncharacterized. The record is from RefSeq and is a predicted model, not a curated record. NCBI's taxonomy places the organism in Eukaryota, Metazoa, Arthropoda, Arachnida, Ixodida, Ixodidae. Gene Ontology annotation, molecular function: structural constituent of chitin-based larval cuticle. Gene Ontology annotation, cellular component: chitin-based extracellular matrix.